CUGUGACCUGAGUGGCCGCUGGCUGACUGAUAAGGGGAGGCAUUAGACCGGUUCCCUGCAGCGAGGGUUUAUAACCAGGAGUUCGGGACGCCGGACAUCAUUCCCGUACACCAUGUGGAAGCUGACGGUCCUCGCCCUACUCGCCACGGCGUCAGCACAGAUCCCCUCGCUGGGGUGGUGCCCGGACUUCCAGCCCAUGGCUAACUUCAACAUGAACCGCUUCUUGGGCACGUGGUACGAGGUGGAGAGGUACUUCACCGUCAGCGAGUUGGGCAGCCGCUGCGUUGCCACCAACUACAUCAGCACGCCCGAAGGCAGGAUCCUGGUCAGCAAUGAAAUCACCAACUAUCUGACUGGCUUAAAGCGGCUGAUGGAAGGCCACCUCCAGAUGGUGGGCAGGGAAGGGGAAGGCCGAUUCAUGGUGAAGUAUUCCUCUCUCCCGCUGCCCUACGACUAUGAGUACAGCAUACUGGACACCGACUACGAUAGCUACGCCGUCAUGUGGUCGUGCAGCGGCCUCGGACCAGUGCACACGCAGAGUGCCUGGCUGCUCACUCGCGAGCGGCUUCCAUCAUUGCUGAUCAUGCAGAAGGCUUACGCAGCUCUGGACAGAUUCAAAAUUUCCAGGGCAUUCUUCGUGAAGACCAACCAGGCGGACUGCACUGUGUUGCCGGACCCUAUCGCGGACCCCUCGUACGAAGAGAACAGGAAGAUUGUCCCUAUCGUGGAGAAGAGCGUUGGCAACGUGAUCGAUGAAAAGAAGGUGGAGCAGCCCGAUGAGAAACGAGUAGAGCCUGAGGUGAAAGCCAACGUGCCACAGGUGCAAGAGCGCGCUUCCAUCGCCAGUCCAGAAGUUGCGGAAGAUGCCAAACCCAUGCAGGUUCCAGAACUCAUCAUGUCGGAAUCAGAGAAUAAGGAACAGAUAGUUGAACCAGCUCCCAACCUGAAGGCAGACCCAGCCGUGCCAGCCGAACCUGAGAUGAAAGAAAAAGAACCAUCUGCCUAGUAGAUCAAGCCCAGUCGCAGUCAGAACCACGAUGUCGAUGAUUGGAUGUGACCAACACUUAAAGGCUAUUUUACCAAAUAAGUACCUAACAAGUCGAUGGACGCCCAUCCUAAAACGCGUCAACUUAGCAUAAGCCGCACGGUAGUCACUUAAAAUGUAAUAAAAGUCAAAUCUGAAAUAAAUAAAUGGAAAAAC
Chilo suppressalis (striped riceborer) is the source of this 1201-nucleotide messenger RNA. NCBI's taxonomy places the organism in Eukaryota, Metazoa, Arthropoda, Insecta, Lepidoptera, Crambidae. The record is from the annotation of a GenBank genome assembly.